CGGGUGAGGGGUGGGCGACGGUUGGCAGUUGGUUGUGAAGGAGCCGCGAUGUGAGGCCGGACAGCGCCUGAUCCCGGGUCACAGUCUGCACCGAGCGGCCGGGCCCCAGCUCAUGAAAGCUCUGAGAGAAUGGCUGAAAGAUGCAAGGAGAUUGCUUUGCUGCUUGGGGUAGUGGCAGUGUGCUAUUGGAACAGUAUCUACUGCGGUUUUGCCUUCGAUGAUGUUUCAGCCAUACUGGACAACAAAGACCUUCAUCCUUCAACACCACUGAAAACCCUUUUCCAGAAUGACUUCUGGGGCACCCCCAUGACUGAGGAGAGAAGCCAUAAAUCUUAUCGACCACUAACCGUCCUCACCUUUCGACUGAACUACCUUUUCAGUGAACUAAAUGCUGCUUCGUACCACUUCAUGAACCUUGUUCUGCACGCAGUGGUCUGUGUCAUUUUUUUUAAAGUGUGCCAUCUGUUCCUAGACAAGAGAUCCAGUCUGAUUGCUUCUCUACUCUUUGCAGUUCAUCCAAUACACACAGAGGCGGUUAGUGGAGUAGUUGGUCGAGCUGAACUUUUGUCCUCUAUCUUCUUUUUGGCUGCCUUUUUGUCCUACACUAAAUCUAAAGGUCCCAACAAUUCAAUAGUCUGGACUCCUAUUGCAGUAACAGUAAUUUUAGUUGCCAUUGCAACAUUAUGCAAAGAACAAGGAAUAACAGUCAUUGGUAUAUGCUGUGUCUAUGAAGUAUUUAUAGCCCAAGGGUUCACGCUUCAUGUUUUCUGGGAAACUGCUGCACACUUGUUACGAGGAAAGGGCAUUCUGCCAUCGUGGGUACUCCAGACCUUAAUCAAACUUAUUUUUCUGGUGCUCAGCACCUUCCUGCUUGUCAUUAUCCGGGUACAAGUCAUUCAAUCCCAGUUGCCAGUGUUCACCAGGUUUGAUAAUCCAGCGGCUGUCAGCCCCACUCCUGCCAGGCAGCUAACUUUCAAUUACCUCUUGCCAUUGAAUGGCUGGCUUCUCUUGAAUCCAUCAGAAUUGUGUUGUGAUUGGACAAUGGGAACUAUUCCAUUAGUGGAAUCUAUCUUAGAUAUUCGAAAUGUUGCUACAGUAAUCUUCUAUCUAUUUUUGGGACUCCUAAUCCAUUAUAGUCUUCGUAAUCCUGGUGAAUCAUCUAGAACCAUAAUAAUGGCACUUUCUUUCAUGGUACUGCCAUUCAUUCCUGCAUCAAAUCUAUUUUUCCCUGUUGGCUUUGUGGUAGCAGAGCGUGUGCUGUAUGUUCCCAGCAUGGGAUUUUGUUUGUUGGUUGCACAUGGAUGGAGGAAGAUAGCAAUAACUGGGAAUCUAAAGAAACUGGCAUGGAUUGGGUUGACAAUUCUACUUACCACUCAUACCUUCAAAACAAUUUACAGAAAUUGGGAUUGGGAAUCUGAAUACUCCUUGUUCAUGUCAGGUCUUAAGGUCAAUAAAAAUAAUGCUAAACUUUGGAACAAUGUGGGCCAUGCUUUAGAAAAUGAGCAUAAAUAUGAAGCAGCUUUGAAGUUCUUCAUUCAAGCUACAAGGGUUCAACCAGAUGAUAUUGGUGCCCAUAUGAAUGUUGGAAGAACGUAUAAAAAUUUGAACAAAACCAAAGAAGCAGAAGAUGCCUACAUGUUAGCAAAAUCCCUCAUGCCUCAGGUUAUACCAGGAAAGAAAUAUGCAGCACGCGUGGCACCCAAUCAUCUAAAUGUUUACUUAAAUCUUGCAAAUUUGAUUCGAGCAAAUGAAUCUCGCUUGGAGGAAGCUGAUCAACUCUACCGACAGGCGAUCAGUAUGAGACCCGAUUUUAAGCAGGCUUACAUCAACAGAGGGGAGUUGCUUCUCAAGAUGAGUAGACCUCUGGAGGCCAGGGAUGCGUACAUAAAAGCCGUAGAACUCGACAGAACUAAUGCAGAUCUCUGGUACAAUUUGGCCAUUGUUUACAUUGAGCUGAAAGAGCCAGCGGAAGCCUUGAAACAUUUCAACCAAGCUCUGGAAAUCAAUGCAAGCCACAAGCUAUCGUUAUUCAACUCCGGCCUUCUAAUGCAAGAAUCGGGGGAUCCUAGGUUAAGACCUGAGGCUGAAAAGCGUUUUCUGAGUUACGUGGAUAUGGAGCCCAAGGAUGCAAAUGGCUACUUCAAUCUGGGCAUGCUUGCAAUGGAUGCUAAGCAGAAUUCUAAAGCAGAGGCCUGGAUGAAAAAAUCCAUCCAGGUCGAGCCAGGCUUCAGAAGUGCACUCUUCAACCUGGCUCUAUUGUAUUCCCAGAUUGGGAGAGAGUUGGAGGCUUUACCAGUUCUGGCAGAGUUACUUGGGCACCACCCUGAUCAUAUUAAAGGCCUCAUCCUACAAGGAGAUAUUCUAAUGAACCAGAGGAGAGAUAUUCAAGGAGCUAAGCAGUGUUUUGAAAGGAUUUUACAGAUUGACCCAACCAAUGUUCAGGGAAAGCACAACCUCUGUGUGGUGUAUUUUGAAGAACGGGAUCUUCUAAAGGCUGAGAAGUGUUUAUCUGAGACAUUGGCUUUAGCACCAGAAGAGGAGUACAUCCAUCGUCAUCUGAGUAUUGUGCGCAGUAAAAUAGCAGCUCAGAGCAAUGGUGGCCAGUCAGAACAAAUGGCAGCAGGUGCUCAGUCUCACUCAACAAAAGAAAAAAAAACUUCAAUUGAAAAUCUGAAGAAAGACCACAGUGAACAAAACAAAGCUGAAACACUGAACUCUUCCAAAGGUCACGCAAAGUCUCCCAGCAAUUCCGAACAAUCUGGAGAGGCCCAAAACAAUCACAACAAACGGACUAAAAAAAAGUCAAAUAAGGAAAUUAAAGAGAUUGAGAAGAAGAGAGCUGCAGCUUUAAAACGAUUGGAAGAAAUCGAACGCAUUUUAAAUGUUGAAUAGAGAAAAGGAAAUGUCCCAUUAUUCCUUCAGAUUUAUCACAGUUUGCACCCUUCCUGCUAUGCAGGAUGCUUUGUUUUAUGGGAAUAAUUAAACAAAUGUAUGGCAGAAGUAAUACAGGGCAAUCCCAUAUAAGGCAGUCACCUGGUCCAGUUUCUCAUGACCCAUGUUAAAGCAAGGAUGAAAAUUGUCCGACUUCUGGGUUAUCAUGCUGCUGCUAAUGUGGCUUCCUGUGCAAUGUGCAUGAGUGCUGCUGACGUCAUUUUCUUUGUGAAGGAAUGUUAGUGAUGCUUCUGAAAUGUGCACACACUGCCAAGAAGCGACUUCAACGGUGACCUGAUGACCCAGUUGUUGACAAUUUACCAGGGCAGCAAGUUGGCUGGUCAGCACCAGAAGUUUAGUAUACAGUACAUAGAGACAGGCACUCAACUGGAGGGGAAAUAUCGCAGGGUUGCCUUGUACCAGCAAAUGUAGUGUUUUUCUUUCCCAAUGCUGAUUGUGAAAGCAAAAUUACUGAAACCUAAAGGUUUCUACCUCCAGUCACUUUCUAUAGAGUUACUUUACUUAGAAGCAAUAGCAUUAAUACAGAAACUGGCAAUGUAAAUCGCCUUGAAAAGUCGACUUGUGAUAGUCAUAAAAUGACGGCAAUUGUGUUUCAAGGCUGCUAUACAAUCCAAUGGUUUUGCCCAUUUUGUGUAAACCAGAGAGAAGAGCUAACUGAAAAGCCACAAGGAAGCAUUUGGGUGGUGAAGUCAGCAUUCUCAAUUUCUUGUUAGGUCAAAUGUUGUUUGAUGCAGAGUUUAGCUGUACAGACCUGGAAAAUAUUAGGUCUGCGCAGAUUUAUAUUGAAUAGCUUUUCAGUUAUGGCAGUGGUUGGGUCCCAAAAAAGGGCAAAAAUCCAUGUUGGGUUCCUGCUUCUGAUUUCUCAUUGACCAUUGCUGAAAAGUGCAUGUCCAACAAGGACAAAAUCAUUCAGCUCUGAAGGCCCACCAUAUCCUAAAGCUUGUCAAUACUCUUUGUUCCUGUGAAAAUGCCAUGUCAGUCACUAUUGUAAAGAGGGAAGAAUUAACCUUUUAAGACUUAGGCUUGAAUGUAUUUUAGAAAGAUGAGAUUCAAGUUUCCUGUGGGAUCCCUAAAUAAAGUGAGUUUCACGUGCUUCCAAUAUCAUCCUUCCAUAAGUUUUUUUUAAAAAAAAACACUUCCUGGAAUUUGGAACUAAUAUCUCAGAAGCAAGUCUUGGUGUGAUGAAUCGAAAUGGUACACUUGGUACAGUAGGAAAUGUCCUCUUGUUGCUAGGGUUAAAAGUGUAUUGUACUGUCCGAAGAGCGAAUUUUACCCCAACUCUAAUUUGUCCUGUACGUUAAUCUGGGAAUUCUUGGUGCUAAUAGAUGUCCUUGAACUGGGAUCCCUUACCGUGAGCAGUAACCCCCCCCCCCCUUCCUCUCCCCUGAAAAAAAAGUAUUUAGAAUUGGAAAAGAUCGUAUUGCAGUCUGUAGCACACUUGCACAGUUUCUUAUUUAUAUAAAUAUAUAUUUGAAUAAUUCUUUCACAUUAAAGUUUGAAAUGUCUGACAGCAGUGCAGUCUGUUGAAGCUGCUAUUUAAAAAAAACAUCUCCAUUGGUGUCCUAUGUAACAGGAAGAGGAAGUUUGCAACAGUUAUUAUACAAAACCACUCGUGAUAGGUUUGUGGUAAGGCAGCAAAUUUAGACUACUGAAAUAUGCAGUGUGUUUUAACUGACUUUCUACAUUAUGUAUGUGAAGAUUUAAUUUUCUAUAUCAUGAUACAAAGCAAAGAAAAAAUUAGUCAUACUAUCGUCAAAGAUAUUAAUUUUUUUCACUGUCUCAAACUUUUUUCUCAUUUUUCAUGUUUGUGUUGUAACCAGAUUAGAGUAAUUUUCAGUAUAUUAAAUUGUCUUGUGGCACACACCUGUUCACAGUUGUGGCCUGCUGUUCCCUUCCUACCUAUGUUGAACACUAUUGUCACAACGUGCAAAUGACUUUAUAUAAUUGGAUUGAAUACAAACAUUUUGCUUAUUCUACAGUAUAUCCAAAUUUAUUUUUUUAGGAUAAUCUGAUGCUUUAUUCCCAAUGUUACUAUUAUAGACCAUAGGGAAUUGAGAUUAACCUGUCUACCAAAUAUGACAUGGCGUGAUUAACAUGAUGCCUUUUUUAUUGUCUAGUUACUGCAGACUACUAUAAUGUCUUUGUUUGGUUGAGAUUGAUGAAUGGAUCAAUAGCCUGUCCAAAUUGGAAUUUGAUUGUUUUUGUUUGAAUGCAAAUAAACAUUGAUUUUGGAAA
Messenger RNA from Callorhinchus milii (elephant shark), 5187 nucleotides. RefSeq names its product transmembrane O-mannosyltransferase targeting cadherins 3 (gene tmtc3). Gene Ontology annotation, molecular function: protein binding; mannosyltransferase activity. Lineage: Eukaryota; Metazoa; Chordata; Chondrichthyes; Chimaeriformes; Callorhinchidae. The record is from RefSeq and is a predicted model, not a curated record. Gene Ontology annotation, cellular component: endoplasmic reticulum. The transcript is spliced from 14 exons. Gene Ontology annotation, biological process: protein O-linked glycosylation via mannose. The coding region runs from base 130 to 2892 and encodes 920 amino acids.